CCUUUCUCUUCACAAAAAAUGGCGUUCAUCAAAUCCUUUCCUGUCUUCUCCUUCCUUCUAGCUCUUGCCUUCUCUUUCACCCACGCCGCCAGGUUUGAUGUCACCAACAAAUGCCCCUACACCGUGUGGGCGGCAGCCGUGCCUGGUGGUGGCAGACAGCUGAACACCGGCCAGACAUGGAGCUUUGACGUGGCUGCCGGCACCACCGGGGCUCGCAUAUGGGCCCGAACUAACUGCAACUUUGAUGGGUCGGGUCGUGGACACUGUGAAACUGGUGAUUGUGGAGGUUUGCUCGAAUGCAAAGCCUACGGCUCGCCGCCGGACACACUUGCAGAAUUUGCCCUUAACCAAUACAAUAAUUUGGACUUCUAUGAUAUCUCAUUGGUUGACGGUUUCAAUGUUCCCAUGGACUUCAGCCCGACAUCUAAUGGGUGCAAUCGUGCCAUCCGAUGUACUGCCGACAUCAUCGGACAGUGCCCUAGCCAGUUGAAAACUCAAGGCGGUUGUAACAAUCCCUGCACUGUGUUCAAGACAGAUCAAUACUGUUGCAACUCUGGAAGCUGUGGACCCACUGAUUACUCUAAAUUCUUUAAGGAUAGGUGCCCUGAUGCUUAUAGCUAUCCUAAGGAUGAUGCUACCAGCACUUUCACUUGCCCAGGAGGAACCAACUACAGUGUUGUUUUUUGCCCUUGAAUCAAUCAGUGCUACCUAGUUUUCUUGUUCUCCAAUAACUUGAAAUAAAGGACUUCGUAACGAGACGUGUGUAAUUGUCUUUAUUAUAAUUAUAAUAAUAAAUUCUCAACCUAUA
Molecule: messenger RNA, 808 nt
Organism: Neltuma alba
Lineage: Eukaryota; Viridiplantae; Streptophyta; Magnoliopsida; Fabales; Fabaceae
Product: protein P21-like
Exons: 1
Coding region: 19-693 (224 amino acids)
Source: RefSeq, a predicted model, not a curated record